Messenger RNA from Miscanthus lutarioriparius, 924 nucleotides. NCBI's taxonomy places the organism in Eukaryota, Viridiplantae, Streptophyta, Magnoliopsida, Poales, Poaceae. The record is from the annotation of a GenBank genome assembly.
AUGGCCGGCGCCGGCGGCGAGGAGUGGAUUUACGUGCUCUCGCAGCAGGAGGAGGCGAUGGACGAUGCGGAGGCAGAGCAGGCCGUCGCCGCCACCGCUGCAGGAGAGGAGAACAAUAAGCCAUCCAAGAACCCGGAUGACGCCGGCGAGACCGCCGCUGCCGGGGAGGAGGAGGAGCAGAAGGAGAGCAACGACGACGACGAGGAGGAGGCCAGUGCGCAGCCGUCGGAGCCGGACAAUAAAGCAGCGCAGUCGUCGUCUCAGCAAGACGGUGGCGGCGCGCAGUCGUUGGACGACGAAGAGGAAGAGUACCCGGACUACUACACCCCGGAAGACAGAGAAAUCGAGAAGGAGUACCGGGCCAACAUCGCGGCUUUCGAUCGCGCCGCCAAGAUCAGCGACGGCGACGGGGCCGCCGCCGCCUCUGGUAAUACAGGCGGCCGGCAGGGCCGUGUCAUGGAGAACCCCUACUACGACCACUACAACAGCAACUACGACUACACGUACGCCGAGCCGGCGUACCCGUACUACCGCGGAUACGGCGGCGGCUCGGGCCCAGGUUCUCUCGGUCUCGGCUCCGGUUACGACUACAGGUACUACUACGACAGGUACGGCUACGGCUUCCCCGGCUCGUACGGCCCCGCUACAGGAUCCGGCUACAAUGGCUACUACUACGGCGAGCCGUACGCGUACCCGUACGUGCCGGGAUACAAGACGGCGGUGUACCAGGCGGCGCCACCUGCCUUCAGCUCCAGCUUCUACCCGGUGGGGCCGCCUCUGCGGCCGUACGUGUACCUGACCCCCGUGCCCGCGUACGUGCCGUCGGUCCGCCCCGAUUUCAGCCGCUACUCUGCGCGUGCCGACGAGCCGUCCCCGCCGGCCGUGGCUCCGACGACGCAGCCGCCGGAGCCCUCUUGGGAUUAG